Molecule: messenger RNA, 952 nt
Organism: Exserohilum turcica Et28A
Lineage: Eukaryota; Fungi; Ascomycota; Dothideomycetes; Pleosporales; Pleosporaceae
Exons: 2
Coding region: 97-663 (188 amino acids)
Cellular component (GO): cytoplasm
Molecular function (GO): gluconokinase activity
Source: RefSeq, a predicted model, not a curated record
CCCAUACAAUAUGUGUCGCCGCCCACGCCGCCCGCCUCCACCACCGCCUCGCCAUCGUCAUCCUCGGCCGCCCUCAGCGAAGCAAAGACGCGCCACAUGGCCAUUUCCACGCACCACCACAUCCUCAUCGUCACGGGCCCUGCAGGCUGUGGCAAGAGCACCAUUGCCAAGCAUCUCUCCGACCGAUAUGGCUUCGACUACGUCGAGGGUGACGAGUUCCACCCCAAAUCAAACAUCGACAAGAUGGCCGCCGGCAUCCCGCUCAACGACGAGGACCGCUGGGACUGGCUGAUUCUGCUGCGCGACCAGGCCCUCACGGCCCUCAAGAACGGCUCGCGAGGCGUCGUCGUCACGUGCAGCGCCCUCAAGAAGAAGUACCGUGACGUCAUCCGCACCGCCAGGCUGUACGACGAGGACCCCAAUGCAAACGUGCACUUUGUCUACCUGCGCUCCGACAUGGAGACGCUCAUGUCGCGUGUACGCGCCCGCCAAGGCCACUACAUGAAAGACGCCAUGGUGGCCAGCCAGUUUGCCGCCCUCGAGGAGCCCGACGAAACAGAGUGCAAGCAGCUCAAGGACGUGGAAAUCAUCGAUGUCAAGGGAAGCAUAGAAGACGUGCAGCAACUAGCCGGCGCUGCAGUCGACCGAAUCCUGGCACAAUAGCACCUUGCCCGCAAGAUCAGCCGGCUCUGAUCUGUAAAGUUCAAGUCCCAUCUCUGAUUCGAUUUUUUCCGCUUCGCUGCUUGACAUGACCUCGGCGCUGAAGCAGUUUCUCCGCAAGCGACAUGGCGGGUGGGGGGUUUUGUUCUCUUUUCUAUUUUUCUGUUUAUGAAAAUGGCGUAAUCAAUAUUAAUCACAUUUACCCUUGGCGACAUGGGCUACUGGUUUUUUGCUUUUGCUUUUGCAUUGCAUUUCUCCGAGGACUCGUCGUUAGACACAAGACGCAAUCAAG